AUGGAGGCCCUGGAAGAAGCUGAACUCUGCUUUCCCCAACUCAACACCUCCUGCAGGAAGACGAUACGUCCUCACUCGGAGACCUCGCUCAUCUACAGUCUGCUGACCUGCAUCGCUCUGCUCACUGUGGUUCUUAACCUUCUGGUCAUCAUCUCUAUCUCCCACUUCAGGCAGCUCUUCACCACCACCAACCUCCUCCUCCUCUCUCUGGCUUUCGCAGACUUCCUCGUGGGUCUCCUGCAGAUGCCAGUUCUACUUCUCGGCAGCCAAGGCUGCUGGAUCCUUGGUGACUUCACAUGUGCUGUACAUUACUUUUUAGGUUUCCUCAUUGUCAGUGUUUCAGUGGGAAACAUGGUGCUCAUAUCGGUUGACCGCUAUGUGGCUAUUUGUGAGCCCAUGUCUUACACCACCAAAGUCACUGUGAAAAGAGUUCAGCUCUGCAUUUGUCUGUGUUGGAUAUUUUCUGCUGUCCACAGCAGCUGGAUACUGAGGGAUUUCCUCAAACAACCACACAGGAACAACUCCUGUUAUGGAGAGUGUGUAGUUGUAGUCAGUUUUGUUGAAGGAGCUGUUGACCUUGUUGUGACCUUUUUAGGCCCCAUUUUAGUCAUUACACUUCUGUAUCUGAGAGUGUUUGUGGUGGCUGUGUCCCAGGCUCGUGCCAUGCGUGCUCACGUUGCAGCCGUCACACUCCAGCGUUCAAAGGCCGUAAAAGCUAAGAAAUCUGAAAUGAAAGCCGCCAGGACUCUUGGUGUUGUAGUGGUUGUUUUUAUGUUGUGCUCCUGUCCAUAUUAUUGUUUCGCUGUUGCAGCUGAGAGCAACUCGGUAGGGUCAUCAUCUGCAGCUGUUGAGAUUUGGCUGGUGUAUUUCAACUCCUGUCUCAACCCUGUGAUCUAUGUUUUUUUCUAUCCUUGGUUCAGGAAAUCUAUUAAACUCAUUGUUACACUUCAGAUACUGCAGCCUGGCUCCUGUGAGGCCAAUUUAAUGUAG
Messenger RNA from Xiphias gladius (swordfish), 990 nucleotides. Its product is annotated as trace amine-associated receptor 13c-like. The transcript is spliced from 2 exons. Gene Ontology annotation, biological process: G protein-coupled receptor signaling pathway. The record is from RefSeq and is a predicted model, not a curated record. Bases 1 to 990 code for a protein of 329 amino acids. Gene Ontology annotation, molecular function: trace-amine receptor activity. Lineage: Eukaryota; Metazoa; Chordata; Actinopteri; Istiophoriformes; Xiphiidae. Gene Ontology annotation, cellular component: membrane.